ACUAGCUGCAACAAUAUAAACUACUCUCGUCUUCCCCCAGACUUGUGCCUUUAACCAAAGAGCUUCUAACAGUCAUCUUUGUUUUGUGUAACAAAACAUGGCCAGCGACAAUACUGGUGACCUGAUCUUGCCGGCCGACCUGAACUUGCAGGACGAAAUCUUAACCAAAAUUAAAUAUUCAACCAAUGCUGAUGAAAAGUUGGAUGUUGAAUCUCUUUUCUCUGCCGUCGAGAACAUCCUUGACCGUACCACCAAGACUGUUGAUGGUCUUUUCCUGAAGGGUACUGAUAGCCAAGAAACAAAAAUGAAACUCUUGGAGGAGGAGAGCCCACAAGAAAGCUUUAUUCCACCCCUGUCUGCCUUCAAGAUAAUUUCCUAUGAGAUGCAAUGCAAGGCUGCAGGUGAGCAAAUUGCACCUGAAACAACAGUACUGUCAAUAAUUGAGAAGUUAUCAAGCUAUUCCAGGGAUGCAAAGGCUGUGCUAACUCUAGCGACUUUUGCUUUGGAAUAUGGGGAAUACUUCCUACUUGCCUGUAUUCAGUCAUCGAACCAAGUCGCCAAAUCAAUGGGAACCCUUAAGGGGGUACCUGUCCUCUUAGGAAAACUGGAGAAACACAGCCAAGCUGUUGUUGAUCUUAACAAAUUGAUCAAAGCCACACUGGCAGUAUUUCAAUGCAUCUUUGGGUUGAAGAAGCUUUCGAAUUAUGACAAGAAGGAUAAACUGAUCACAGUUGCUGUCUAUUGGGCUAUUGUAAGUGUUGUGGUCAGCACGAAUCAGAUUUGCUACUUCAUUACCGAUGAUCAGAAGAAGAAACAGGAACUGGAAACCUAUGCUGAUAAACUCAAUCGCAUCCUCAGCGAACUUAAGAAAGAAAGAGCAAACCAAGAGAAAGAGGAUUACAGGGAGGUCAAGAAUGUUGUUGAAACUUCAGUGAGCAUCGUGGCUGUAAUUAAUAUACUAUUGACGGAUCCCACAAACAAGCUAACGCCGCAACUAACUGAUGGUUCCACCGAUAAAAUGGUAGAAAUCACUUCCCUGGAACGGAAGAGUGUCUUCUUGUUCUUUUCGAGCCUACACAUCUCUGGUGAAGACAUUUCAAAUCUUGAAAAUUGUCUUAAUAAAAUGAGGAAGGACCAAUAUGAGACCGUAUGGAUCCCAUUUGUGAAGCAAUGGACCAAAGACCUGGAAAAGAAAUUUGAGUUCUUGCGGUCUAAGAUGCUAUACGUAGCAGCGAAUUACUCUUUGCCGAUAGCAAGCCAUAAAUACAUCAUAAAGAAGUGGAACUUCAAGGUUAACGAGCCCUUAAUUGUGGUGCUGAACCCGCAAGGAAAGGUGGUAUGUAUGAAUGCAAUCCCUAUGAUGAGGGUAUGCGGCGUUGAGGCCUUCCCAUUCACCAGCGUAGAAGAAGAAACUCUGCUGAAUCAAAAGGGUUUGAUAGGGCUAACGGCAACUGACAUUAGUUCAGAUAUAAAACACUGGAUCGAAGAGAGGAAGUACAUCCUUUUGUAUGGUGGCCAGCUGGUCACUGAUAGUGCAAUGGCCCUUGACCGUGGUCCAAUGAUAUUGGAAAAAGGGAUUUCCAUAGAGUUGGUAUCCAUCGAAAACGACAACCUCCUAAAACGCUUCUGGACCAAGAUUAAGAACUUGUUCACUUCAAGAUCUCAAAGGGAGACCGAGAUAGACUCUAUGAAGCUAGAUAUCGAAAAAUUGAUUUCCUACAAGAAGAAAAAGAGAGGAUGGGCUGUGUUCAGCAAGGGGUCCAGCGUUAUACUGAUCGGUGGGACAACCAUUCUUCAGGUCUUAAAAGAGUUUGACAAAUGGAAGGAGAAUUUAAACGAGAAGGACUUCGAAUUGGCUUUCAAAGACUACCAUAACAUGAUUUCUAAUCAUGAUGAUGAUGCCAUCUGCCGCCACAUUAAAAUUCCAUACAAAGCUUUAAAAAUACCAGAGACCGAAUGCUCCCAUUGUCAACGCAUCAUGGUCACGUAUAUCACUUUCAAAUGUUGCCACAAAGAUGAUAAUACAUGGGCUCUGCCUCGGCCUUAAGUUGCUACCUUACUUUGGAAUGGUAUUGCUACUAAAUUAAAUAAUGUGGUUACAUUCGUAGCCAGAGGUUAUAUGUAUAGUAAGAUUUGGCUUAUUGGGUCUAGUAUUUAGUACAUUGGUUCUGUUGUAAUGGAGACAUAUUCACUUUUGACCAUGUCUCACCAUUGCAACGAGUCCAGCGUAUUGGAGCAAUUGGACCUAAGUUUAGCCCAGUGUGAUGUGUGACCUAAUAUUCUGAUGCCACCGGAAAAAAAGGCUGUGUGUGAUUUUAUAUUCCUACUUGAAGCCCCUAGAAAAGGGCAGUGUAUGUUUGUAUUGGUUCCGUUUUCCCUUUCCAUUGGUGUAAUAAAGAAAAUGAGUGCAAUCAUAUGGUAUUGAUGUUGCAUUACUA
Quercus robur (English oak) is the source of this 2438-nucleotide messenger RNA. RefSeq names its product protein SIEVE ELEMENT OCCLUSION B-like. Lineage: Eukaryota; Viridiplantae; Streptophyta; Magnoliopsida; Fagales; Fagaceae. The coding region runs from base 98 to 2047 and encodes 649 amino acids. The transcript has 7 exons. Gene Ontology annotation, biological process: phloem development. The record is from RefSeq and is a predicted model, not a curated record.